Messenger RNA from Eimeria maxima, 2574 nucleotides. RefSeq lists its product as hypothetical. NCBI's taxonomy places the organism in Eukaryota, Apicomplexa, Conoidasida, Eucoccidiorida, Eimeriidae. Bases 1 to 2574 code for a protein of 857 amino acids. Gene Ontology annotation, biological process: mRNA cis splicing, via spliceosome; maturation of 5S rRNA. The transcript has 12 exons. The record is from RefSeq and is a predicted model, not a curated record. Gene Ontology annotation, cellular component: U4/U6 x U5 tri-snRNP complex.
AUGAUGCGGGCGGCAGAAAUGUCGUCACAGAGUAAGGAAUUAAACCUCUCUAUAGAGGAAACAAAUGCUCUUAGAGCAAAGCUCGGCCUGAAGCCUCUGCGGCUCGAUGACAAGGACAAGAAGGACUCGAGCAGCAGCAGCAGCAGCAGCAGUAGCAGCAGCAGCAGCAGCAGCAAACGUCCUUGGAGCUCAAGAGACGAUGGCUCAAAGUCAUCUCCUCACAGCUCCUCUGCUGCAGGCAGUGCAGCAGCAGCAGCAGCAGGAGCAACAGCAGGAGGAGGAGCAGCAGCAGCAGCAGGAGAUGCAGAGAGCGAGUCUAAACCACAGCAAUCCCCAGCUGCUGCAGCAGCAGCAGCAGCAGCAGCAGCACGUGAGCGUCGUGAGGAAGCAGAGAGACAAAAGAGACGAGUAGCGCAUGCAUUACUUGUAUCAGGAGACACAAUAGCAGCAGCAGCAGCAGCAGCAGAUGCAGACAUAUUAGAUCCAUUAGCUUGGGUAUCUAAGAUGAGGAAGAAUAAGAAAGAGCAGCAUGCACUUGCUGCACAAGGAAGAGUGGAUAGAGUUCGUUACGAUGAUGACUCGGACUCUGAAUCAGAGAAGACAGCAGCAGCAGCAGCAGCAGCAGCAGCAGCAGCAACAGCAGGAGCAGCAGGAGCAGGAGUACCUAACCCAUCAAUAGUAGCAUCAUUAGGAUCAGGAGAAAGAGGAGAAGAAGAUGAUGAUGAUGCAGCAGCAGCAGGAGGUCCUCUUGUUGCGCAUGCAGCAGCAGAUAUAGCAGCAGGAGAGACAAUGAUGCUUACCCUUAAGGAUGUCCCCUUAUUAGCAGCAGAUGGUGAAUUAAAUGAGGAAGGAGACAUACUUGAGUCCCUGCAGCUGCAGCAGCAGCAGCAGCAGCAGCAAAAAGAAAAAAGAAUACAGCAAUUAAAAGAUAAAACUGCAUAUAAUCCUUUGCAUGCACUCGAGCAGCAGCAGCAGCAGCAGCAGCAGCAAGAUAUUCUCCCUCAUUAUGACGAAUGGCAAAGGGAGGAAGAAGAAAAAAAAUUAGGGUUUAGUAAACCCCUAAACCCUAAUGAGGGUUUUAUGCUAAUAGGGGAUAAUUUAGAGCCUGCUCCUAAUGUAUCUGCUGCAUCUGCUGCUGCUGCUGCUGCAGCAGCAGCAGCAGCAAAUGCAGCAGCAGCAGCAGCAGCAGCUACUAUUGAUGAGGAGACACAUGUAUUAGGUAAUGUAUUUAAGAAAAGAAAAAAACAAAAAAAAGAUAAACAAAGACAAACAGGAAAAGAUUUCUGGUUGUCUCUUGCUGCUGCUGCUGCUGCUGCAGAUGAUAAUGAUGCAGCAGCAGCAACAGCAGCAGCAACAGGAGAUAGUGGAGAUGAGGCAGCAAAUAGCAGCAGCAGCAGCAGCAGCAAGGGAGAUCAUGCCUCAAGGAGUAGUAAAGAUCACAACAAAGAGAAGAAUGCACAGAAGGAGAAAGUAGCGGAGGCAUUAGCAGCAGCAACAAGAGACAAGGAGAGGAAUCCUUGUCAGGAUGGCAACAGCAGCAGCAACAGCAAGACAAAGAGCAGCAGCAGCAGCAGCAGCAGCAGCAGCAACAACAGCAGCAGCAGCAGCAGCAGCAGCAGCAGCUCGUCGUCGUGCAGCAGCAGGAGGAAGGAUUUAUCAUCUAUAUUAGAUGAAGAAUUAUAUCUUUAUGAAGAAAAAAAAGAAAAAAUAAAAGAAGAAAAAGAUCAUACAGAGAUACAUAGACAUCAAUUACUUAAUAAAAUUAAACAACGGACAAAAGCGCCUGGUGAGGAAGGCGAGUCUACGGGACUUUUACCAAGAACAGCAAUGCUUGUUGAACAGGCCCAACAGUCCCUAGUAGAGGAGGAAGAGGAGGGUUUACAAUUAUCUAACAUGACUGAAUUUUGUCGAAGUGUUCGAACACCAAUGGAGAAAGCAAAUGAGGCAAAAUUGGCUAAUAAAAUAUCCAGGGGAAUUAAGAUCAGCAACAGCAACAGCAGCAGCAGCAGCAGCAAGGAGGGGCGUCGGUCUCCUUCUCCUAGCAACAGCAGCAGCAGCAGCAGCAGCAGCAGCAAGAAGCAACGAGAGGAGACAGAAGAAGGAGAAGUUGUAGAAAAUGUCCCUAAAGAAGAUGAGGAAGAAGAAGAAGAAGAAGGAGACUCAGAACCUGAAUUUAUGGCCGAACAGCCAAUUGGUGAUUCUGUGUCUGGGGCUUUGCAAUAUCUACAAAGCAAAGAUUUUUUCUCCUUGGAUAAAAUAAGAAGAAGAAGAGGACAUCAUUUAGAGCAACCUUUGCAUAAUGCAGAUAACGACAAAGAAGUUAAUAUUGAUUAUAGAGAUGCAUUUGGAAAUGUUAUGACAGCAAAAGAUGCAUUUCGUCGAAUUUCUUGGCAUUUUCAUGGCAAAUUUCCUAGUCUAAGAAAACAAGAAAAGAAAAUUAAAAAACUUGAAUUAGAGAGGAGACUACAAGAAAAUAUAAUGGAUUGUUUGCCAACACUAAAGGCAUUAAAAAAAGUACAAGAAGGAGAAUCUUCUGCACAUCUUGUAUUAACAGGAGGAGGAAUAGGACAUUAA